This is a messenger RNA of Ichthyophthirius multifiliis, 521 nucleotides long. RefSeq lists its product as hypothetical. The transcript is spliced from 2 exons. The record is from RefSeq and is a predicted model, not a curated record. The annotation marks the transcript as partial. NCBI's taxonomy places the organism in Eukaryota, Ciliophora, Oligohymenophorea, Hymenostomatida.
AUUAUAUUGAAAUCAUAUAAGAAUAAAAAAGAUUUUAUAUUUCUUAAACAUUUAAAGGAAAAACAUUUAAAGUUUCAAGUAUAAUUUGUGGGAUUUAUUGCAUUUAUAAAAUUUUGAUAGUAUAAAAUAAAAAUUAUUAAAAAUAAUAUAUUUAUUAAUUAUUAUAGAGCUCUUACAAUUAUAUAGUCGGAAGAAAAAAAUAACUGGAUCCUAUUAAUAAAUUAUUAAAAAAUAUCUUACCUUUUAUAGGAAUAGUGGUACCUGAAAAAUAAUAUGAUAUAGUAAUAACUUAUUUAUCAUUUAGCUUUUUAGGUUAUUUAAUGAUAACAAAUGUAAGAUCAUUUUGUUUUCAUUUAAUAAAUAUGUUUUAAUUUUUUAUUGGGAGCAUUUAAUAAAAUCAUAUAUCAACAGAUAUUGUUGUUUAUUGUUUAGCCGAAGUACUUGGAGUGUAUUUUAUUUCUACAUUAAUAUUAAUUUAAAAUAGUGUUGAUUAAAGAUAUUUGUAUAGAAAAUAUUAUUGA